AGAAAUGUUUUGGUGCCUGCUUUUCAUGGUCUUGUGUGAAUUUGCAGUGGCCGAUGUUUUCGCUCAACUGGAUCAACACUGGGAGCUUUGGAAGAAAAUGCACAAUAAAGUGUAUUCUCAUGAGAUUGAGGAAAUGGGACACAGACACAUAUGGGAAGGGAACUUGGAACUGAUCAGUAUUCAUAACCUGGAAGCCUCCCUGGGUCUGCACUCCUAUGAACUGGCCAUGAAUCAUCUUGGAGACCUUACUACUGAAGAAAUUGAUCAAACACUUGCAGGCACAAUUGUGCCAGAGAACCUGGAAAGGACUCCUGUCAUGUUAAAGGUUGACUCUUCUGUACCACAGUCUUUAGACUGGAGGACUAAGGGUCUGGUAACUAAUGUGAAAAAACAGGGUCAAUGUGGAGCUUGCUGGGCCUUCAGUGCAGUCGGAUCUCUGGAAGGACAACUUAAGAAGACGACAGGCGUGUUACUGUCCCUGAGUACUCAGAAUCUAGUGGACUGUUCAAGAAAAUAUGGAAGUCAUGGGUGUAAAGGUGGCUUCAUGACACAUGCCUUCCGGUAUAUCAAAGACCAUGGACUUGAAACUGAAGUGGCUUACCCAUAUACAGGCCAGCUUGGUGAGUGCAAGUACAACCCAGAACAUCGUGUUGCAAACUGCUCUGGCUACAUCUGCUUACCUGAAGGGGAUGAAGCUUCACUGAAGUUGGCAUUGGCUACAGUUGGCCCUAUCGCUGUUGCAGUUGAUUCAUCUAGGCACAAAUUUCGCUUCUACCAUCAUGGUGUGUACAGGGACCCCACAUGCUCACACAAAGUUGACCAUGGAGUUCUAGCUGUGGGUUAUGGCACUGAGAAAGGGGAAGACUACUGGCUCAUUAAAAACAGUUGGGGAAGACAUUUUGGAGAUGAAGGCUACAUCAAGAUGGCUCGGAAUGCAAAUGACCAAUGUGGAGUUUCCCGCUUCGGCUGUUUCCCAAUCGUGUGAGCCUACAGUGGCCCAGUUGUGAAUAUACAAUUAAUAAAAUAACUCAUUUUAA
Thalassophryne amazonica is the source of this 1037-nucleotide messenger RNA. Its product is annotated as cathepsin S-like. Gene Ontology annotation, biological process: immune response. The record is from RefSeq and is a predicted model, not a curated record. Bases 5 to 985 code for a protein of 326 amino acids. Gene Ontology annotation, cellular component: lysosome. NCBI's taxonomy places the organism in Eukaryota, Metazoa, Chordata, Actinopteri, Batrachoidiformes, Batrachoididae. Gene Ontology annotation, molecular function: cysteine-type endopeptidase activity. The transcript has 7 exons.